CAGCCCUGCGCCCGCCGCGCCCGGGCGUCCCUCGCUGUCUCCUCAGGCUGCUCUGUUACUUUAGAGCGAGCUGAGCCGGCAGCAUCCCGGGCAUUUCCAGCGAGCUCCCGCCAACAGCACGGCACUGAUUGAAAUUUAGGCGUCUACAUAGAGGAGAGGAAGAUCCUCGUCUUCCGAAGCCUCCUCAAUGAGUGCCAAGCUCUCCAAGGAGUUGAGGCUGUCCCUGCCACCGUGUCUCCUGAACAGGACGUCUGCCACCUUAAAUGCCAGCAGCACCUGCAUCACGCAAGUGGGUCAACUCUUCCAGUCCUUUUCAUCCACUCUGGUUUUAAUUGUCCUGGUCACUCUCAUCUUCUGCCUCAUACUCCUCUCCCUCACCACCUUCCACAUUCACAAGAGCAAGAUGAAGAAGCGGAAAAUGCAAAAGGCUCAGGAGGAAUAUGAACGGGACCACUGCACCCGCAGAAGCAAUAGUGGCGUCCAGCAAACUGGGAUGGGGGUGCAGGGAGAAGGACCCCAAGGAAGAGACAGCCGGCUGGGAAGACCCCCCCAGGACUUGGAGAUCCAGCGUCCCUCUUCCCCUGCAGCCCCCAGCUCUCAGCAAGCACGGGCUUGUUUGGACACAGCUGGUGCAGGGCUCUUGCAGUCGGUGAUUUUGUCAUGAUGGUUUGGGGCAGACCUCACAAAGGCACUGGUGGUGUUUGUAAAUACCUGAAUGAUGAUUCUAGUCCCCGAAGAAGAAGAAAACAUUGCUAAUUCAAAUGAAUGAUCAAGCCCACAAUCCAAGCGCAUGACAGAUCACAUCGUGUUUCUCAUUGACUGUGCAAGGAAAGGAUGCGUCUUUUUGCUGGAGAAGGAGCUGCACCCAGCUACCAAAUAUC
Calypte anna (Anna's hummingbird) is the source of this 881-nucleotide messenger RNA. It is a transcript of the gene C1H11orf87, whose product is annotated as chromosome 1 C11orf87 homolog. The transcript is spliced from 2 exons. Lineage: Eukaryota; Metazoa; Chordata; Aves; Apodiformes; Trochilidae. The coding region runs from base 188 to 664 and encodes 158 amino acids. The record is from RefSeq and is a predicted model, not a curated record.